UCCGCCCCCAGGAGAUGAUAUCACGGAGAAAUAUCGUUCCGAAUCCUGCAAUGUCCUACCACGUACUACUACUACAAUGCUAGUGUUAAGCAGCCGACGACGUCAGAUCGAGUUACACCGCUCACUCGUUCGUUUGUAUCCCUCCUUGCAACUUGAACUAUUGGCAGUGCCUUCUGAUACGCGGGUCCCUUAUCUCGCAUAAGGAAAAAGCAAUAUCUCCAACCUAGUACCGUUCCAGUUGGAUAGAAUCCGUUAUCUGUGUUGUGUAUAACGUUGCUGUUCUCUCCCGCGUCCAUCGAUCACACCUGCAGAACUCUGAACGAUAUGUCUGUGCAGCAAGUAUGACGGCGGAAAUCAGUACCAUAUAUCGAGAUAUCUAUACCCAAUAACACCAUCUCACAACGAACGUGUGGCAGCCCCCCCCAGGUGGGCGUGAAACACCUCGACUUGUAUCCGUCAAAAAGCAUCAGGGCUCUUCUGUCCGUCAAUUCAAACCUACCUCUACCACGAUCAACUCAACACGGCGGAGUCGAGACGAAGGGAAGGAAACCUGAUCGUUCUGACACAUGGAAUCCCACGUCCAGCGUCUGGUGGACCAGACAUGGGAAAAGUUCUCCAAUUGCGAUCACUCGCAACGCCUACUGAUCGCGAUAUCCGGCAUCCCUGGCAGCGGGAAGACAACACUAGCCGCCGCGGUGGUCCACGGAUUGAACAAGAAGCACCAUGAAUCAAUGCAUAGAAAGUACCCCAACCGACCGGUGGCACCGGACCCAUCAAACCCGGACAUUGCAUUCGUGAUCCCGCUCGACGGCUACCACCUGACUCGUAAGCAACUGGCGGAGAUGCCCAACGCCGAGGAAGCCAUAUUCCGACGCGGAGCGGCCUUCACCUUUGAUGCGCAAAGCUACCUGAAGCUGGUGGAGGAGUUGCGCAAGCCCAUUUCGCCCGAGACACCGACCAUCUACGCGCCCAGCUUCGACCACGCCAUCAAGGACCCCGUGGCCAACGACAUUGCGAUCCCGCCCACGGCGCGCAUUGUGGUCUUUGAAGGCCUGUACACGGCACUGGAUGCCGACGGCUGGCGUGAUGCUCAUGCGCUCAUGGACGAGACGUGGUUCGUCGAUGUCGACAUUGACACCGCCACGCAGCGGGUGGCUAAGCGCAACUUCGCCGCCGGAAUCACAAAGACGUUUGACGAGUCUCUGGCACGCACCAAGGAGAGCGAUAUGCGGAAUGCUCGUGAUAUCUUGGACCAUCGACUGCCUGUGCAAGAGGUCAUCUCGAGCAUAGAAGACGAGAGCUGGCGCAGCGAGGAGGUUCUGAGGGUUGACGACGAAUUGGAGGCCCGGGACAGUCGAGACGAGGAAGACGAGAAGAGGAUGAGGCGUGAGAAAAUGUUACGCAUGGACAGUAUUGCUGCUCUGGCUGCAGACGGCGUUGGUAUGUGAUGUAUUGAUGAAUGGAUCAGGAAGGACUCUUCACCAUGCAAACGCAGAUCGAUUGAAGCUCGAUGGGACUGCUGCUGCUGCUGGUGCUGCUGCGGUAGUAGUAGAUCAUCUACAGUACGUACUACUUGAAGUCUGCAAUGACACGCAUCACCAUACUACUGCACUACCCGAUAUCUUCUACUCGAUAUCCACUACUCUCAUCGACGAUACUCACAUUCCAAUAUAUUUGUUUACAGUAGUUG
This is a messenger RNA of Exophiala dermatitidis NIH/UT8656, 1690 nucleotides long. Its product is annotated as L-iditol 2-dehydrogenase. The coding region runs from base 567 to 1448 and encodes 293 amino acids. Gene Ontology annotation, cellular component: cytoplasm. The record is from RefSeq and is a predicted model, not a curated record. Gene Ontology annotation, molecular function: kinase activity; ATP binding. The transcript has 2 exons. NCBI's taxonomy places the organism in Eukaryota, Fungi, Ascomycota, Eurotiomycetes, Chaetothyriales, Herpotrichiellaceae.